This is a messenger RNA of Nylanderia fulva, 2183 nucleotides long. Its product is annotated as glycosyltransferase 25 family member. Lineage: Eukaryota; Metazoa; Arthropoda; Insecta; Hymenoptera; Formicidae. The record is from RefSeq and is a predicted model, not a curated record. Gene Ontology annotation, molecular function: procollagen galactosyltransferase activity.
AACUAAUUACAUGAUUUGUUUUUAAAUUUUCCUGUUUUAUCGAUCGUGCGUUACCCACGCGUUUGUGAUAAUAGAAAAGAGAUCACGUCGUCGUGUCAUCUCUUGGUAUAAAAUCUUUCUUAAAUUUUCUUAAUAGACCGCGUCGAGAAAAACACGGAAAUUUAAUAAACUUCGUACAAGUAUUAACUUUAUACGAUGAUACUUCGAAAAUACUAUUUGAUUUAUUUCGUUAUAUAUAUCAGUCUCGCGUGUUUUGCUACAUGUGACACAGUUUUAAAGGAACCCACUCUGCUGAUCGCUAUCCUGGUCAGAAAUAAGGCACAUACAUUGCCUUAUUUUUUGAGUUUGCUGGAACGACAGGAUUAUCCCAAGGAACGCAUUUGUAUCUGGAUACGCAGUGAUAAUAAUGUCGACAAUUCGAUAGAUGUAUUAAGAAAGUGGAUCACUUUGGAAGGCGAAAAGUAUCAUUCCUUGAAUAUUCAGUUAAAUGCAACAUCAACGAGGUUCGAGGAUGAAAGGACAUUUGCCGAUUGGUCGCCCCGCAGGUUUGCGCAUGUAAUAGAUUUGCGUGAACAAGCCCUCAAUUAUGCAAAAGAAAUAUGGGCGGAUUUCAUUUUAAUGCUGGACGCUGAUGUUUUUUUGACUAAUUCAAGCACUAUACACAGUUUGAUACUUAAGGGACAGACUGUCGUGGCACCUUUAUUGAGAUCGGACGGCAUGUACAGUAAUUUUUGGGCUGGAAUGACAGCGGAAUAUUAUUAUAUUAGAACGGAUCUCUACGAACCGAUUUUAUAUCGCGAAAAUAUUGGAUGUCAUCACGUGCCUAUGGUCCAUAGCGCAGUACUUAUAGAUCUAAGAAGAUACGAUUCCGAUCGUCUGACUUACAAGGCUGAAAAAUUGAUCGCCUAUAACGGACCCGAAGACGAUAUUAUAACUUUCGCCGUAGGAGCUAAUAAAUCGGAUGUACCAUUAUUCGUAUGUAACGACGAAAUUUACGGUUUUAUCAUGGUGCCUCUAGAAAACGACGAAACAAUCACAGAAGAUAUGGAACGGUUGACUAAUACAAAAGUGGAAAUAUUGGCAUUUAACGAUUAUUUGCCGUUAUCGGACGAGUUGAAAGAAUUUGUGACAUAUCCGGAAAAGGACACAUUGGGUCUGGAUCACAUUUAUAUGAUUAAUCUAAUCAGAAGGCCAGAGAGACGUACCAGAAUGCUCCGACUUUUUGAUGAACUUGGUAUAAAAGCAGAAAUUAUCAACGCCGUGGAUGGUAGAACUUUGAAUGAUCGUUCCUUAAAAAAAUGGGGUGUGAUACCAAUGCCGGAAUAUUCCGAUCCUUAUCACGAGAGGCCGAUGACAAUGGGCGAGAUUGGUUGCUUUCUUAGUCACUACGUUGUAUGGAAAAAGAUGCUAGAGUACGGCUACAAAAACGUCAUGGUGUUGGAGGACGACGUUCGCUUCGAACCGUUCUUUCGACAGAAAGUCAAUUACGUUUUGGCAGAGCUGUCCGAUCUCGGAAUCGAGUGGGAUUUAGUAUACAUGGGAAGGAAGCGAUUGGCAAAGUCCGAAAGUCCAGUAGAAGGCUCUAAAUUUCUAUUAGAGGCUGCUUACAGCUAUUGGACAGUCGGCUAUAUUUUAUCAGAGAGCGGAGCCAAGAAACUGAUCGGAGCUAUGCCUCUCGGGAAAUUAAUUCCUGUUGACGAAUAUCUUCCAAUUCUUUCGAACAAGCAUCCUAAGGAAGAGUGGGCGGCCAAAUUCCCUAUUCGGGAUUUAAUAAUCUUAUCGACAAAUCCACUCCUGAUUUAUCCGACACAUUAUACCGGCGAGGACGGGCAUAUCAGCGAUACGGAAGACUCAAAAAUCGUGCAAAAUAUCGUCACCUCGAUCAAAUCGGGAGAUCGAUAUGAAUUAUAAUGAAUUUAAAAGCCAUAAAAUAACAAAAAAAUAGAAUUAUCUAGUCGAAAAAAUCAAUUUGCUAGUUUGAAUGGCAAAUUUGAUAACAUUUUUAAACUGAAAAUUUUCUCGCCAUUAUAUCGCUUAUCUAUUUGCUUGCAUAUUUUCAUACAUUAUUAGCUUGAAGUUGAUAAUGAUUAUAGUCAAUAUAUAUAAGCAAUAUCCAAGCAUUUUUAUAGAAUACAGAAAAAGAAGUUGCCAUAAUUUUGUAGCUUGAAAAGAAUACAAUUUGU